GGGGCUGUGUCGGAGCGGGGGCUGAGCGGCUGCAGUGCAGAUUCCUCUUCUGCUGGAGCUGUGGGCUGAGGAGGAGCCCCGGCUCCGUGGGGCCGACGUGGGAGCAGCAGGAGGAGGAGGAGGAGGAGGGUCGGUGCUCAGCCAUGUCGCAGGUCAUCCACAGCCACGUGCUGCGUGUGGGGCAGAGUGUGUGCGUCCCAUCCCAGGAGGGCACCCAGCGCCUGCCCACCCCGUGCUCCUACUACUCAACGGACGCCUGGGCUGAGCCCGGUGCUGUGCGCUGUGCUGCAGCCCCGCUGCCCACCCGGGGGCUGCAGGGAGGUCACCCCACACCACAGGAGCCGUCCCUGCAAUGGGAGGACGUGGGCACAGAGCCCAACACCCACCUCGGGUCGCCCAUCUUGGACAUCUCCAUAGAGAACCUCAACCGGAUGAUCCUGGAGCUCGACCCCAGCUUCCAGCCGCUCUCCUGCCAGCCGAGGAAGGAUGUGGCUGUGCCCACUGCCCGGGGGAACACAGCUGGCACCCCACAGCACGACGUGGAGGCAGCAGACAUUAAGUACAUCGAGAUGACACCGACCAGAGCCAAGUGCACCGAGGCGCUGCAGGGCUCCCCCAGCCCUUUCUCCAGGUCUCCCCAGAGCAGCGGCCUCCUGUCCCACCCAGCAGCACCCAGAGGGCACUGCACCAAUGGCAGCGUGGUGUUCUCCAGCCCUGCGUGGCCCGACAGCCCCCGCUCGGCCCCCCCGGGCUGCGCUGUGUCCGAGAGCAUCGCCAUGCCCCUUCCCCGUGCCGGGCAGAGCGUCUCCCCCCGUGCGUCGCCGGGUGCCGACCAGCUGCUGAAACCCCUGCAGGCGGUGAGGGCGCAGCAGAGGGGCAGCGAGGUGUCCCUGCUCUCCAUGAGCCCCGGCUCUGACACCAGUUAUGUCUUUGGGAGCAGCACCCACUCGCUCCACGCCAGCGACCCCGAUGCCGCCUGCCCAUCUCCCCCCGGCUCCAUGGGCAGCCCCCAGACAUCAUCACCUGGCACCAGGUCUCGUUCUGGAGAAGCUCUGUGCCCCCCCCGGCCCCCCGCAGCCUGCCCUGUCCCACCCAGCCUCUCCCUGAAGGGCCAGGCCAGCAGCUGCCCACCCUCCAUCCUCCCCGACGUCCCGGUGCUGCUGGUCAAUGGGUGCUUGGAGCCAGGCGGGGUACCCCUCCCUGGGCUGAGCACAGCCCCCCCAGCCCCUGUGCAGCCCAGCCCGGGGCUCAGCACCCUGAACAACACGCUGUCAGCACCUGUGCUCACCUGCGGCCCUGACAGUCCCCUCUGGGCCGGGCAGCCCACCUUGAAGUUCGUGAUGGACACCUCGAAGUUCUGGUUCAAGCCCACCAUGAGCAGGGACCGAGCCAUCCAGCUGCUGCAGGACCGGGAGCCGGGCGCGUUCCUGGUGCGGGACAGCACGUCGUACCGCGGCUCCUUCGGGCUGGCCAUGAAGGUUCCCGGCGUUCCAGGCGACGAGAGCAGCGACCUCGUCCGGCACUUCCUCAUCGAGUCCUCGGCCAAAGGGGUGCACCUGCGGGGCGCCAGCGAGGAGCUGUACUUCGGGAGUCUGCCUGCCUUCGUGUACCAGCACGCCAUCACCCCGCUGGCACUGCCCUGCGCGCUGCGCAUCCCCACCCAAGAUCUGGCGGAUGGAGAGGACAGCCCCGACUGCGGCCCCGACCCCACGCAGUCCCCGCUGAAGAGAUCUGCAGAGUGCAACGCGCUGUACCUGGGCACGGUGAGCACGGAGACGCUGGUGGGAGCCCCGGCUGUGCAGAAGGCCACGUCCUGCACCCUGGAGUUGGAUCCGCUGCCCACACCCACCCUCGUCCGCCUGAGAGUGUCGGAGCAGGGCGUCACGCUGACCGACGUGCAGAGGAGGGUGUUCUUUAGGAGGCACUACCCACUGACUGCCGUCCGGUUCUGCGGGAUGGACCCCGAGGGCAGGAAGUGGCAGAAGUACUGCAAAUCCUCCAGAAUCUUCGGGUUUGUGGCCAAAAGCCAGACGGAUUCAGAGAACCUGUGCCACCUGUUUGCGGAGUACGACCCCGUGCAGUCGGCAGCGCUCAUCAUUGACCUCAUCACCAAGCUGCUGCCCGCCCCGUAGCACCCGGCCGCUGCCACGUGCUGGGACAGGACGGGUGUGCUGAGCCCCAUCCCUGCAGCUGCAGCCCUGUGCCCCCUCCCCAUGGCGAGGGGGAGUCUGGGGGGACCCUGGCAGUAGAGCAGCAUCACGGUGUCUGAAGUCACGGGGCUGCGCUGGAAGGUCCUGCUAUCUGCAAGCACCGGUGGUGGCGGAGCUGCCAGCACGGCACAGCUGUGCCCAACGCCUCCGAAUUCUUCUUCCCUUUCUGCAAAGCGAUGUCCAGAGCACCACGACCUCCUCACAGCGCCACAGGCUGAGAAAGAAACGUUGGCAUUUCCACGAUGGCGAAACGUUGGGGUUUGGAAGGAAUUGGGACACAUUUGGGCCGGAGCCCCGGCUGACGUCAAUGGGCUCAGCCCCGCAGCGCUGGGUCUGCACCGACCCUCCUCCCCCCGCGCUGCUCUCAUUUUGGACUCUGUGCCACACGGCCCUCUGGGGGGGUCAGUAAAUCAGCGCAUUGUUUAUCCCCCUGCAGUGAUUUAGCAACUGAAAUGUAGCACUUUGCUGCCCGCAGUGCUCACCCCAUCCUGCAGCACUCUGCUUGUCUGUCGGCUGGGAGCCACGGAGGAGGGCUGAGCGCCGCUCAAACCGUUCUCAUUAAGCAAUGCCUGAUUGCAGCGGUGCUGCUUGCAGGCUGCAGGCUGCCAUCCCUGGGACCCGCACUGCAUGGCCUGCAGGCAGCGCUGCUGCAGCUGCUCGGGUUUAUGGCAGCGCUGCCCUGAGUGCACCGGGAGCAGAAUCCGAAGGCUUUGGCUCUGAGCAGCUCCGGGGGGAGCUCUGCCGGCGCCGCCCAGCCGGGCCCCCCCACCCAAACAGCUCUGCUUUGCAGCGCUCGCCAGCAAAGCGGGGGCUGAUCUGCAGGGAGGGGUACGGCUGCUGCCUCCCUCCAACCCGACCGGGAGCGGCUCCAGGCAGCGCUGCCCGCAGUGGGAGUUCUGCGUUUGCUGCAAUCCCUUUUCCAGGGAAGCGCUGCAGGAGAGGGGGGAGUUCAGCCAAAACCACCCGGAUUUGGGAAAAAACAAACAAUUCCCCCAGCACUGCACACGUCCAACGGCCGUCCUUCCUGGGAGCUCACAGUGCCCGGCUCGGGGCGCCCCGUGACGCAGCCAGGACCCGACCUGUCACCGGGACUGCAUGGUGUCACCCCCCAAUGGGGACGUGGGGGUGGCACAGCACUGCCCAGAGGUGCCCACACGUUGUGCUCUGAGCAUUGGGGUGGGAGGGGCCGAGGUGGGCAUCCCGUCCCCAUCCACCCUGCGUCACGAGGGAAAGGGAACGCGGCCAUUAAACACAGCGACUGCUUUUUCUUUUC
Gallus gallus (chicken) is the source of this 3483-nucleotide messenger RNA. RefSeq names its product tensin 4 (gene TNS4). The record is from RefSeq and is a predicted model, not a curated record. Bases 144 to 2132 code for a protein of 662 amino acids. Gene Ontology annotation, molecular function: protein binding. Lineage: Eukaryota; Metazoa; Chordata; Aves; Galliformes; Phasianidae. The transcript is spliced from 13 exons.